Molecule: messenger RNA, 3366 nt
Organism: Anthonomus grandis grandis
Lineage: Eukaryota; Metazoa; Arthropoda; Insecta; Coleoptera; Curculionidae
Product: tubulin monoglycylase TTLL3-like
Exons: 15
Coding region: 119-2893 (924 amino acids)
Biological process (GO): cilium movement; cilium assembly; protein polyglycylation
Cellular component (GO): cilium
Molecular function (GO): protein-glycine ligase activity, initiating
Source: RefSeq, a predicted model, not a curated record
AUUCAAUUUUCCGAACGCAGAUUUCUAAAUAACAGUGUCAGAGUUUAAAGAUGUCCUAAAUUCUACGUGUUAAAAAAUGUAAAUUAUCAAAAUUUUAGUGAAAUAAAACGUGGCCGCGAUGUCAAACCGCCCGAAAAGUUACAAAGGAUACGAAGAUCAUGUCGAGAAAAUUGUCAAAAACGUAGUACCGGACAUAAAGAGUUUGAUUUCGAACCAUUCAAACUCAGUGGGGCAUAUAAAAGAUCUCACACUUGAGAAGGUUGUACGUGAUAUGGCAAAUGUAUUCCAGGACCUAAGGAACGGCAUCUCUUUAGUAAAAAGUGCCUCGAAAUCGGAAUCCCUUACGAAUAUAGAGGUGGAACUGAACAAAAUUUACAAGAAACAAGAUGAAAUCAAUAAACAAAAGGAAGAAGCGAGGAAGAAGAAAGCGGAGGAGGAAAAGAAGACGAAAACGAACCAAUUAAGGCAAAAUAAAAAUAACGAGGGCAAAGUUAAGAAAACCAGUAACACGACGAAUUCUGUAACGUCGUCCAGGAAGCCCGAGGCUACCAAGGGUUUGAAGAAGAGACCUUCUAGUUCUAAGGAGAAGGUUACAGUAACAAACUUAAAAUUCCCUAAAGAGAAUUCGUAUUUAAAUGCUCAAAGUAAGGCUGCCAAAGGACCAAGCACGGACACCAUAACCAGAUUAGGUAGGCCUAAGACAACAGACGGUCCGACCCUGAGGCGACCCCUACCUACCUCCGAACAUAGGAGAUCCAACUCGGUAGGUCCCCCUAGGGAGAUCUACAAUCCCCUAGGGAUUUUGAAAGACGAAGUAGACCGAGCUAUUAGGGAGAAGAAAACUUUCACCAUUAAAGGGCAAUUUCCCGCUGUAAAAAGGGCUCUCCUAAAACGCGGAUGGAUAGAAAAGUACCAUCCGAAUCACAGGUUGAACGACGAUUUUCGGCAAUUUAAGUUUAUGGAAGUCACCGAUUUAGUGGAUCUUUUAAGGAAUAAAGAGCAAGCCGAGUCUGUUAAGAAAAUCAUCAAGUCGAAACUUUUAAAAGAUCAUCAGGUAGAUCUUUACUGGGACCACACCUAUGAUGCUUUUAAAGAAUGCCCUGAUAAUAUUAAGUUAACGCUCAUCAAUCGAUUUAGAAGGGAGUCUUUUAGUUAUACGAGUAAACAAGGACUGUGCCAAGCGGCUAGAGAAGCACACUGGCUUCAAAUUCCCGGUGUGGCAUGCAUAAAUCAUCCAAGAUGCUUUGUCCUAACCAAAGGAGGCGACACCAAAUUUUUCCUAAGAGAUUUCGGACUAACUGCGGCAGUAUCGUUGCUUAAAUGGGUGAUAAAGAACAACAUCACUGGGGAGUGUAAGAUUAUAAGUGAUACAGGAAAAAUUCCAAUGAAGGCAUUCCACUUUGCCGUAGCUGAAUGCUACAAGUUCAUAAAACAACAGACACAUCAAGAUAUAGAUGAAGAAAUACGCGAUGCAAUGGAAGUAGAAUGGAACGAGUUUCUCGAUCAGUUUUAUAAAAUCGUGCAUGUGGGCAAUCACUUUAAACUGGCUGAUAAGGACUUAGAUUGCUUGCAAGAAACUAAGGAUAUGGUACGUAAAUCAAACUAUCUACUCAAUCAAUUGAGGGAGUACAUGCCUUGGCUAGAUAUGGACGGGUACAUGAACAUCUGGAUCUUGAAACCGACGAAUAGCAGCAGGGGCAUAGGGAUACACAUCUGCCGAACCCUUCAGUACAUUUUGGAAGUUGUGAGGAAGAACCCGAAUAGGCGAUACGUCAUUCAAAAAUACAUCGAGCGUCCUUUUUUGAUCCACGACACAAAGUUCGAUAUCAGACAGUGGUUCUUAGUAAGCAGUUCUUACCCACUGACAAUUUGGUUGUAUAAGGUGUGCUACUUGAGAUUCAGUUCCCAAACGUACAACCUAAGGAAACUGCACGAGUCGAUACAUUUGACAAACAACUCGGUGCAAGCGAAGUAUAUGCAAAAAAACACGAGGGAUCCGUUGCUUCCUUCUUACGGAAUGUGGGAUUCAAAACAAUUUAAGAACUACCUAUCGGAUAUCGGCUUCCCAGAGAUUUUCGACACAGUUAUCUAUCCGGGAAUGAAGCAGUGUAUCACGGGUGCCAUGAUAGCGCAUCGGGACAAAAUCGACCGAAGAAAGUGCUGCUUUGAGCUGUACGGUGCCGACUUUAUGUUGGCCGAAAAUUUCGAACCCUGGCUACUGGAGAUCAACUCUAAUCCGGCUCUACAUGCGUCUACACCGGUUACCGCUAGACUGUGUCCAGAGGUGCUUGAAGAUGUGAUCAAAGUUGUGAUAGACUACGAUCGAAACCCGAAAGCUUCAACUGGGAACUUCGAAUUAAUCUACUUAGAACAAAUGCCUGCUAGUCCUAAAUUCAAGCAGAAAUUCCAAGUAACCGGGAAACCAUUGCCAGAAAACUAUUUUUGUGACCUGGAAAAAGACCCGACCCUACUGCAAACACCCCCAAAACCACCUGAAAAAUUCGAGACUCCAGAUCCAGGAAAGUUCUUGAUACAAACGAGGGAGUCGAUGAGGGACGCGUUAAAAAACCUGCUGGACCUAGUUAAACGUGAAAAAUUGAAAAGGAGAUCAAGAAGGGAAAAGUCAGUAGAGGCUAAAUCGGAAGUGUUCGAGUUGGGGGUGCCAAAACCGACCGAACUGGUGUCUCUUUAUGAAAACUCGACCAUUUCGGAUGCAGGAUCCGAUCAUUUAUCGUGUGAAAUAUCAAAUGGGGGUAGUCAAGACACUUUGACCGAAGAUGAAACCAGGAGAGUGGUAAAAGUUCUGCAUGAUAUCAAAGAACUUCGCCAGAAGAAAAACGUGUUGACGAGUUUGGUUAAAGUCGUUGAUCAUUUUAAAAAUGUUAAAAAAUAGUUUUAAUAGAGAACCUUUUGGAGGUACAACUAAGAUUUCCAAGUGAGGGUUCAGAAACCCAUUAUGUGAACUCAUGUCAGUACCUCAGAAUUUAUUUACGCUUUACAGCUGCACUGAUGCAUCAUGGGUCUUUUUAAAGUUAAAUUCUCUUCAAAAAGAGUCUUAAGAGUUUUUUUCCAAAAAUGCAUAGUUUUUGAGUAAUUGGAAAAAAAACUGAACCAAUACGUACCCCUAGUUCUUUUGCCAAAAAACUAUAUUUGCUUUGUUUCUAGUUAAAAUGCAUAUGAAAUUACAGGUAAUUGAAUUCCUUUCAAGAAAGUCUUAUGGGUUUUUCUUAAAAUUUGGGCAGUUUUUAACAAAAACUGAGCUAGUAGGUACGUCUAGUUUUUUUGAAUAAAUAUGUCAUUUGCCUUAAGUAUUGAGAGUUGUAAUAUAUAUCAAAUGAAAGGAAAAUAAAUUCUUUUUAAAAAGUG